AUGGCUCGAGCUGAAUCCUCAGCCAGUGCUUCUCGCAAUGCCCUAAAGGCUAAUGUUUCUGGUGCCCCUCCGGACUAUGAAUUGCCCUGGGUCGAAAAGUACCGUCCAGUAUUUUUGGACGAUGUUGUUGGUAACACAGAAACUGUUGAACGUUUAAAAAUCAUUGCCAAGGAUGGAAACAUGCCUCACGUUAUUAUAUCGGGGAUGCCUGGUAUUGGAAAAACGACCUCAGUUCUUUGUCUGGCGCGACAGUUGCUAGGAGAUGCCUACAAGGAGGCUGUUUUGGAGCUGAACGCUAGCGAUGAGAGAGGUAUCGAUGUCGUGCGGAAUCGUAUCAAAGGAUUUGCGCAAAAAAAGGUCACACUACCCCCGGGCCGCCACAAGCUUGUUAUACUGGAUGAAGCAGAUAGGUUUGUAAUUGUGAAUGUGUUUGGGUUCCGUGCUCAUGAAAUUCUUUUCAGCAUGACCUCCGGUGCCCAGCAAGCACUGCGACGGACGAUGGAAAUCUACUCCUCUACGACGCGAUUCGCCUUUGCAUGCAACCAGUCAAACAAAAUUAUUGAACCACUCCAAUCCAGAUGCGCCAUUCUCCGCUACGCUCGAUUGACCGAUGCACAGAUAGUAAAGCGAUUGAAGCAGGUUUGCGAUGCGGAAAAGGUAGAACACACCGAGGAUGGGCUGGCAGCCCUGGUAUUCAGCGCCGAGGGUGAUAUGCGUCAAGCCCUAAACAACCUGCAGAGUACCUGGUCUGGGUUUGGCUUGGUCAGUGGAGAUAAUGUGUUCCGCGUGGUAGACAGUCCUCAUCCAAUCAAGGUCCAGGCAAUGAUCAAAGCUUGCUGGGAGGGAAAAAUAGAUGCCGCUCUGGAAACGCUGAAUGAGCUAUGGGAUCUGGGAUACUCCUCCCACGACAUUAUAAGCACUAUGUUCAAGGUGACGAAGACGAUUCCAACCCUGUCCGAACAUUCGAAAUUAGAGUUCAUCCGCGAGAUUGGCUUCACGCAUAUGCGAAUUUUGGACGGUGUGCAGUCACUUUUGCAGUUGAGCGGGUGUGUUUCAAAGCUUUGCAAAAUAAACAUGCAACCGGAACUAUUCGAGCCCCCAAAGUCAUAA
Molecule: messenger RNA, 1110 nt
Organism: Aspergillus puulaauensis
Lineage: Eukaryota; Fungi; Ascomycota; Eurotiomycetes; Eurotiales; Aspergillaceae
Gene: RFC4
Product: replication factor C subunit 4
Exons: 4
Coding region: 1-1110 (369 amino acids)
Biological process (GO): DNA repair; DNA-templated DNA replication
Cellular component (GO): Ctf18 RFC-like complex; nucleus; Elg1 RFC-like complex
Molecular function (GO): ATP binding; DNA clamp loader activity; ATP hydrolysis activity
Source: RefSeq, a predicted model, not a curated record